AUGAAUUCGUAUACAAAUUCGGUUCUAUUCUUAAUAUAUAUUUUAAUAACAUACCAAAAUGUUAUCGACGGUGUUGAUGUAAAGUUGACAAAUUUACAAUGUAAAUCCUUAAAUGAAAGCGUUGUCAAAUUUAGUGAGUGUCGUUUGAAGUUCAUACGACGUGGUGUGGUUGGUAUGAAUAUCAGUGUUAACGUUUUGCAGCCAUUACCGGAUAUUUUUAUGGAAAUGGGUUUCUUCAAGCGUGCCAAUGGUUAUAAACCAUUUUUCUACAAUCAAACCGUGGAUCUUUGUAAACUGCUUAGCAAUGCGAAAUAUAAUGUCGUCGCAAAAAUAUUACUUGAUAUUAUGUCGGGAUAUACGAAUUUGAAUCACAGUUGUCCAUAUAAUCAUGACAUAAUUGUAAGAAACCUAAUUCUGACUGAAUCUCAUUUCAAAAUACUCCCCUUGCCAACGGGAGAAUAUAUGCAGCAGCUGUUGAUGGGUACACAUGGCAAGAGAAAUGUCAUAACUGGUGAUAAAUGGGAUUGGGGCUAA
This is a messenger RNA of Musca vetustissima, 534 nucleotides long. RefSeq lists its product as uncharacterized. The transcript has 4 exons. The record is from RefSeq and is a predicted model, not a curated record. Lineage: Eukaryota; Metazoa; Arthropoda; Insecta; Diptera; Muscidae. The coding region runs from base 1 to 534 and encodes 177 amino acids.